This is a messenger RNA of Salvia miltiorrhiza (redroot sage), 1754 nucleotides long. RefSeq names its product auxin transporter-like protein 2. Gene Ontology annotation, cellular component: plasma membrane. NCBI's taxonomy places the organism in Eukaryota, Viridiplantae, Streptophyta, Magnoliopsida, Lamiales, Lamiaceae. The record is from RefSeq and is a predicted model, not a curated record. The coding region runs from base 164 to 1642 and encodes 492 amino acids. The transcript is spliced from 8 exons.
CCCUACCCCAACCCCCCACCCAACCCCACCAACAAUAUAUAUGUAUAUAUAUAGAUACACAAUCUUCUUCAUACAUGCUGCAUUGCAAACUUGCAUUACAUCGUGCUAGCUUAGCUAAUUAACACAGUUCCAAAACAAAGCCAAAUUUCUUUAUAAGAAAAAAAUGGAGUCUUCGGACAAGGCGGCGGAGAGUGUGGUGGUCGGAAGCUACGUGGAAAUGGAGGCGGCGGAAGGGAAGCCUUCCGGCAUGAAAUCAAGAAUCUCGAAGCUCUUCUGGCACGGCGGCUCCGCCUACGACGCCUGGUUCAGCUGCGCCUCCAACCAGGUGGCGCAAGUGCUGCUGACGUUGCCCUACUCGUUCUCGCAGCUGGGGAUGACGUCAGGAAUUCUCUUCCAAUUAUUUUAUGGGUUGCUUGGGAGUUGGACUGCAUAUCUCAUAAGCAUUCUCUAUGUUGAGUACAGAACUAGAAAGGAGAGGGAGAAAGUUGUCUUUAGAAACCAUGUUAUUCAGUGGUUUGAAGUUCUUGAUGGGCUUCUUGGGAAGCAUUGGAGGAAUGUGGGCUUGGCAUUUAAUUGCACCUUCCUCUUGUUCGGAUCCGUGAUCCAACUCAUCGCUUGUGCUAGCAAUAUCUACUACAUAAAUGACAACUUGGACAAGAGGACAUGGACAUACAUCUUUGGGGCAUGUUGUGCAACAACUGUUUUCAUCCCAUCAUUCCACAACUAUAGAAUUUGGUCAUUUCUUGGCCUAAUCAUGACCACUUACACAGCUUGGUACCUCACCAUUGCAUCCCUACUUCAUGGCCAGGUCGAGGGCGUUACGCACUCGGGCCCCACCAAGAUGGUGUUGUAUUUCACCGGAGCCACAAACAUUCUAUACACAUUUGGGGGACAUGCUGUGACUGUAGAGAUCAUGCACGCAAUGUGGAAGCCACAGAAGUUCAAGGCCAUAUAUUUAUUAGCAACACUCUAUGUGUUGACUCUGACCCUCCCAUCUGCAUCAGCUGUGUAUUGGGCUUUUGGAGAUUUGCUUCUCAAUCACUCCAAUGCUUUCUCUCUCCUCCCAAGAUCCACAUUCAAGGACAUUGCCGUAAUUUUGAUGCUAAUUCACCAGUUCAUAACAUUCGGAUUUGCCUGCACACCCUUAUACUUCGUGUGGGAGAAGGCCAUAGGGUUGCAUGAGUGCAAAAGCUUGUGCAAGAGGGCGGCAGCCCGGCUACCCGUGGUGGUGCCGAUAUGGUUCCUGGCCAUCAUCUUCCCGUUUUUCGGCCCCAUCAACUCCACAGUCGGAUCGCUCCUCGUCAGCUUCACCGUCUACAUCAUCCCAGCCCUCGCCCACAUCUUCACCUUCCGAUCGGCCGCAGCAAGAGAGAAUGCAGUGGAGCAGCCUUCCAAGUAUUUUGGGAGAUGGGUGGGGGCAUAUUUGAUCAACAUAUUUGUAGUGGUGUGGGUUUUGAUUGUUGGGUUUGGGUUUGGUGGAUGGGCCAGUAUGACUAAUUUCAUUCACCAAAUCGACACAUUUGGGCUUUUCACCAAGUGCUACCAAUGCCUCCCUCAGCUACCGCCGCCGCAUUCACCCGCUCCUCUGCCGCAUCCCAUGCCCAACACCACCCAUCCGCCACCUCAUCACCACGCCCUUUAAAAUCGCCUCAGACCAGAAUCAUGGAGAAACAGCUUGAGAUUGAGAGCAAUGAAUGUAGCUUCGCCACGAAAUGCACUAAUGCAAUGAAAUGUGAAACAAUUUUGUGGAGAAA